AUGGCAGACAGAAUAGUCACUAACAUCCGUCUCGCAGAACCUAUGACACCUGCUCCGGACAACAGAUUUUAUGCGACGUUUACCUGGAACCCGCCAGUUUACCCUUACAAGAACAUAACUGAAUACGCGUUUACAUGGUCCAAGCAACCUGAACAUCUGUAUUUAAACAAGGGUGGUGGUAGCCCUGUAAGUUUUUUCAUUUGUUUAUUCGUUGAUAAUUUUAAAUUGAAUGUCAAAAGAUAUCUGGACUGCUUUUUUUUUUUGCUUAACAUCGCUCUGUGGUUGUUCCCGAAAACUUGCCCAACUGUUUCAGCCUACCAGAUACACGACUUGGUCACUCGCGUUCUCCCGCGCUUUAGGCUAAUUUUCUGUGAGUUCUCAUCUAUCCUGUUGUUGAUCUGGCCUUGGUUGUUUUACAAAAAUUAAUAGCGAAGAGUGCUUUACGACAAGAUCAAUAAUAACUAUAGCUAAAACUUCAACCUCAAAAGCGCAGGAAUCACAAAUAAGUAAAUUCUUUAACAUAACUCAAAGAAAACAUUAGACUUCUCUUAGCUUUUUCAACUGCAGCUUUCUAAUAGCAAGACCAUUAGUGACCUUUUGCCAGGGACGAUUUACAAAGUUCAGGUGAGUAGAAAUUCUACUUAAAAAUGUGUCUGUCACUGCACAAGUAUAAUCAGUGGGAAAGGAAUGUUAGGGGGCAAAAUCCUAAAAUCGUAAAAUCCUCAUAUUUUGAAUUAUAUAAUUUGGCAAUUAGCAGUCUGAUCGAAUCAAAUAUGUUACAUGAACUAAUGGUUUUACGCUUUUGAAGAAGGUUUCCUGAUCAUCUCUGAUUAGUGAAUAACAGUUAGUAUUUCAAGAGAAAGCUAUUUCAUUUGUUCUCGGUGCCUUUUCUCCACAGGUCUAUCCAUUUUUUCAAGAUAGAAGCCCUUCGUCAGAAUUUAGUGAUGCAACUUUUACUACUCCGGGUGAGUGAUGAAAAAAUGAAAUAACUUGUAUAAGAAGUGGGAAGGUUGAGGCACGGGAGAUUUUGAAAAGCUGCUGCCCAUAAAAUAAAAACAUAAACUCAAUUGCAUUAACGUUGUCAUAGAAACAAGCAAAAAGGAAAAAGGUAAAGGGUAAAUUUAAUAGGCACAAAGCAUAACAAGAAAAUUUUAACUCUUGAGCAGAAGCAUAUGGCUCUAGCAUAUAUACUUUUUCCCCCCAAUUUUUCGAAUCACUUGAAAUCGAUAAACACCUUAUUUUCACAGGAGGUUUAAUUUUCUUUUUUUUUUUGUGAAAAUUGUUCAGCCACCGGGUAUAUCGCCAUAGGGCAGUUUUAUGUGCAAAUCGAUUCCUGUUUAGUUUUUUUCCUAUUUUUUAUUUUAAUUGUUGCAGUUUGGUGUAGUUCAACUUAAUGUUGUAUUCUUUUUUUAACGCUUUCACAUACGAUAAAUAGAGAGCAGCUAUUCAGUAAUUCCAUCGAAACAUCCGCAAAUUGUAUUUCUUUACAUCAUGUUCAUGUAGGAAAUCGAUAAUUUUGACCACUGUUUUGACGAAUAUCGUCGUCGAUAAGAGUACAUACUACACCAAAACAUUUUUUGUUUUUUUUUUACCACAGUACCGACGUCAAGUAAAACGAUUCUUUCAGUGCGUGACCAUUGCGUUGACGCUAGCAGCGUUGUCUGUACUUUGUCUGUACGGCAAAUUGACCAAUCAGACUGCGACAUUACUGCUCUGCAUCCCAGGUCCCCCAUCCCCCAUUACCACGUAAAAUGAAAAAUAGACGGAAGUUUUAAGUUGCCUUUUGCCGAUUCUCGCGGUUUGUUCGAAGACACUUUUUACCAUCCAGGAUGAUUAAUUAUUUUUUACUUAACACUGAUUUUGUGGUUUCUUUUUAAAAAGCAGAAUUUUGAUUUUUUAUUAUCCUUCAAGUCACACAGACUGAAGCUGUCCGAUCUUUCAUAGAUGGACAUUAAAUUUAAAAAUGAUGGUAAAAACAUUACAAAAAAUUUCCAAUGAUGGUAUGUUCAUGGAUUCAAUAACUUGCGCUGGACUUGAUGCGAAUGACGUCCUUAGAGUCAGUCCAUAUUUCACACUGACGUUUCAAAUUGAAAUUUCAUAGUGAUUGACCAGCCAACUUUUAUUAGAAUUACGUUGUGUUUGCUAAGAUCCUCUUGCGGUAAUCUUGGAUCUUGUUUUCAAUAUUACUUUUAUUAAAAUGAGUAAAAAGAGGAUCCCUUGUUAAAAAAUUGCCAACACCGUAAAAUGUCUUUAACAAUGUCAAUCGAAAAUUUGUCAAUCUUUAUUUAAAAUGAAUUUUUAAUCUCGAAAAAUUGCCCGUUAAAAAAAUUUAAAUGGCUCCAUAUUCCGUAGAGUGGUAUCUUUUUUUUUUAUUUGCAAAAACGCAAAUGUUAUAUGUUACAGUUAUAAUAAUAAUUUCGUUUCUUUUUCCUUUUUUUAAUUUAAAGGGCUCCCAUAUUCCGUGGAGCGGUAUACCUUUUAAUGGUAAAAAAUGCAAGAGUUAUAUGCUACGUUUCUUACUAGUUUCUUAUUCACAAAGCAUGAAUCGACCUAACAUCGUCAAACAACUGACAAUAACAAUGUCUUCCUCCUUGCUGUUAUACUAGGCAUUGAUCCAAACGAAGUCAAAGUAACCCAUUUGACCGCUGGCCAAUUCACCGAGUCUUCAGACGGUGGCAGUUUAAGUGUUCUUAUAUCAUGGGAAAAGCCUAUUUUUAACUACAGCACGCUUGCUUUGUAUACAUUUCGAUACAAGGUUGGUAACAAAAAUGGCAAAGAGGAACUGAUGGUAAGAAACUGUGUAUUGAAAACUUUAAGACUUUAUAAAUAUAUGCUUAAAUUGGCACCAUAAUAUCGACUGUUAGCAUGAAAAACCAAUGCUAUAAAGAGGCGAAAGAAGGCAUCACAUACACGAAAGAUCACUUAAUACCUAUAAUAAUCUUUUAGCCUUUGAUAAGAGUUUUUUAAUUACUUUAACUUUAUUGAUGGACUCGGCAACAGGAGCAUUCUUCAAUUAAUCGAGGAUUUUUCAGUUUCCGGAACGAAAAUUUCUGUACAUCGACUCUUUCACAGAUUUCUAAACCAACGUUGCUAUGAAUAGUCAACAGAAAUUGUCGUUUCUUUGCCUGGCAAAGGACUAAUCAUAGCACUGUUCUCUCUCGUUUUUAAUUUGGAUGUUUUAAAUGAUAUUUUGGUUGUUAUGGAUACUAGUGCUUUCUCUGAAGUACCUGAAUGUAAUGUAAUGGUCUCUGACUCUAAACUCUGGGAAAGUUUUUCAGAUAGCACCUGUUUAUGUGACAAUUUAGACACUUUUAAAUCUAAGCUUAUGACCUAUAUUUUUGAAAAAUAUCUUUUUUUAAUAGAAAUUUUAAUCUUGUUUUAGUAACUUUGAUUUAGUUUCCAUUCUUUGCCCAUUUUUGUAAAGCGACAGGAACUUGUUCAUCCAUUUACCUUUAUUCUAAUAUUUAUAUUGUUUAUUUCUCAGUCUAACCAGACAUAUUUCAACAUUUCUGGAAUACUGCAUGGUAAACUGGUCAGAUAUUGGGUAAGCUUAUGUCCACGGAUUUGUCCAUUUAUACGGGGUGAAACCAGGAAUUUCUGAUGGCAGAAGGGUUAAGGAUUUUACCUACCUCUCAACGACAAUUCCAACCUUAGUUGAAGUUCAAGUCUUCCCUAUCCUGGUUGUAAGCACUGCCAAUUUAGUGACGAAGAACUCCUUGGCGUGUAAAUCAAUACACUAAGUAAAAAAUUUCUGGUAUUAUUACUUCAACAAUUUAAACGAACCAUGUAGCAGUUAUGUCAUCUACGAUUCUUUUUUAGGUGACGCCGCAUUACCAACACGAUUGGGUCAAAGGAGUACAAGUGUAUGGAAACAUUACAGCGCCUGGUGAGAAUAGGGAAAAUCCAUUAAUUAUAAAUAAAUGGAUAGGUCAUAGAUGUUGGGCUAUUCCUUAAAAUGGGUCUCAAGAAUAAUAUUUAAUAAUAAUUCGUGUGAAAAGUACGAUAACGUGGAAACAAUCCUGCUCGAGCGAGAAUCAAGUGAAAUUCAGUUUCAAAUAUAAUUAAAGAGAAAAAAAGCUAAGGGUUCCUUUGUUUGUUCCAAAGUCCCAAAUUAAAAGGUACCGUUCAAACCUCUUCAAAAUCUAACCGAGUACUCCCCAAAAAAUAUCGACAAAAAAAUAAGAAACCAAGAUAUCAUGCUUGAGGAGACGAAGGGCAUGCGCAGUAUUUAGUGCACCAAAAUUUUGCAUUGAGAGACAACUGACUGCACUCUCUACUUAUACGAUCCUUUUUCAGAAUUUCAUGCAACACUUAAAGUUUGGGUAUUCGUGGGUGCUUGACGGGAACAUUUCUUUUAUUUUUAUGCUUUUUUUUCUUUUCAAAGAACUUGAAAACCAGGAAAUACAAGUGCAAAACCUACGUGUAGGUUCGUUUCUCGAAGACGAAGAAAGCAAUACUUUCAGCGUCAAUUUCACCUGGGAACCUCCGCCAUUCAAGUUUAGCACUGUGCGCUCUUACACUGUGUCUUAUGAAUUAUACGGAGAUUAUUCAAGGGAAGAACUUUCUUGUCCACCAUUACAGAUGGGCAGUCGCCGAUUAGGAUGUUCCAAAAGUGGAGAUGUAAGUUUGGAUUAGAUGGGCGUGUGUAAUGCAAUCUGUUCAUCUUUUGUAAGAGACAAUUGAGGAUUUCAACUAGUUAAUUUUCAUUAACCCCACCAGAAUAGCAGAAAGUUAGACAGUAGUUAGUUAUACAAAUUUUCCAUUUACAAUAAUAUUGAAUAUAAGAACGAAAGUAACGACGAGAACAAGAAUGAACAUUUUUCAGCGAUAGCCGUUGUCAUAGCGAUGGCAACGCCAUGUUUUUUGUAAGAUUUUGCCAUUUGUGUUCAUUCAAUAAUCCUUUCAUUGGUCUCCUUUUAUAGAACUUGACAUUUCUGCAGAUAUCUGGAAUGUUUCCACGUGAAAGCGUCACUGUGAAGGUAUAUUGCAUUGGUUGCAGUUUGAAGCCCUCUUUUGCCAACAGCGCAAAACGGCAUUGACGUUUGACGAAAACUAAAAUUCAUCAAGAAGUAUUUCCGCUUCCAACUUCAAAAAUUUGUGCAGCGUGGGACUUGUCUUAGGAGGAAAAAUUUUUCAAUACAACCAAUAAAUCUCUUACAUCGGAGAGACACCUCUUUCUCUCGAGCACCAUCCCAGGCUUCAAGGUUGUCUCUCGAAGGCACUUCAUGAAUUGAGUAAAAGCUAAUCGUUAAAUGUCUGGUUUAAAAUUUUUAGGUUACGCCCAUUUACAGCAACUCAUACAUCACUGGGAAAAUGGCAGAAGAAAGAGGAACUGCGCCUCGUAAGAAAACUUUCUUUUGCACUUCACCAACCAGUUAUUCGUUAUUAACAUUUAUUUCAGCUAUUUCCUCUGAAAGACUUCAUUUAAGGAUUACCAUAAUUAUCAAUGUGGUAAAUAGAUUGAUCCAUGACUCUGUGUAAAACGAAACUUCUAUCCCAUAGUUUUUUAACUAAUGCAAAUGGCUACUGAUCUUAACUUUGGCGAUUUGUAUCCUGCCUUAAAACAGAACCCAGAGAGGAGCUUGUUCAGGUCAAUAGUUUGAAGUAUGAUGAGAUUUUCCCGACUGCCAACAACACUUUCCGCACGACAGUGAGCUGGGAGAAGCCACUUUUCACCCACAGCGAUGUACACCACUACAGUUAUAAAGUGGUGGCGAUAAAUUCUCUGUUACGGAAAAGGAGAGAAACGCUUUCGAACACCAUGAUAACAACGGUAGGAGAAAUUAUUUUUAUCAGAUUAGAAAAAACGCCCAAACAGUACUUGCAGUUACCCACAAAAUGCGCAGUGAACUCCAUGCACUGUACAGGGCAACUGAACAACAAAGAUCUCAGCCUUGUUGAUUCUUAAUUUCUACCUCAAAUUUUCUGCACGACUUAAAAGGACAUCAGGGAGAAGCGGUGGCUUUAGGGUUAGUGCAUUGAACUCCGCGUCCUGAGACCAUAGUAAUUCAUUCUCACAGUGCUUUUCUUCAUCCAAGAGUAUGGAUGAAUAUAAUCUAAAUGUGUGAAAAGCCUGGCAAAAUGCCAGGGGUAACCUUGUGAUGGCUUAUUGUCCUAUUCCCGGGGGGAGUAGAAAUACUCCUCGUUGCUUCAUGCAACAGAAACUGGGAUGAGCACUGGAUAGAAAGGCCAUUUCGCUCGAGUUAAGAAGUUUCAAGAGAUUUAACUCAACCAAGACGCUAGUGAAUAUGAAGGCGAUUUGAACCUUUUAUCCUGGCUAAUUUGAUCACCAGGAAAUUCUGGGCCAAUUUCCAAAAAGAUCGAAGCAGGCCCACUUGGCGAUGUUGGACGCCCAUUGAGGCAAAUUUGUCCCUCGAACUUGGUCCUAGGCUUUGUUCCAAACCAACUUUUAUUAACUCAAAUUUUGGCGGCAGUUAAGCUGCCAAAAUUUGAUUAAGCAUACGCAUAAAUAUGAUUACGCAUACUUAUCUUCGAAAACUUUCCUUAUUGAUGACUCGCCGUCUAUGUGGUUUCACUUCCGCAGACUGGUACCAGUGUUACGAUCAGUGGGAUCAGUCGAGUCGAUGGAGUCGAAUUCCAGGUAAUUUAGCACAAUUCUUUCGCGUGAGCGAAGCUCAAGCUGUCUCCCCACGUACAAAGGUUAACUGGCGUAAAAAAGUUAGUUAUACGUGUAACCGAGAUAUUCAGUAAUAACUAGCGUAGAAAUUUCAAAAAAUAAAGAUCGACGAUGUGAGUUUCAUAUGUAAGAGGAACAUUGAGAUAUGGCUCUCCAUUAGAAGGAUAGUGGAACUCUUAUCACGAAACUGCUUGGGGCUCUCUACGGUAGGGGAGCUCUUGCUCGCAAGAGCUACAAUCGGCGACAAAAUUGUUGACAAACUGACCUUUUUAACUCCCUGUUAAUUCAGUUUUUUUCUCAUUUACCCUGGUUAAGUAAACCCUUUCGCCCCCUUAUCCCCGAAAAGAUGUGGUUUCGCGAUUCCAUGAACUUUUAGCUAGAUACAGGCACAUUGAAUGGGGGAGGGAAGGUCUUGUCAAUUAAUUUGUUGACUAAGAGUGUGGUAGAGACAGGAGUGUCAUUCUACACAUAAACAGGACUCUUCAUCAUGAUGUGUCAAAUCAUUUGGACACUGAUUGUAGCUUUCAUCAUGGAGUUUACUCAUUUAUUUGUGCCUUUUCAGGUUACUCCAGUAUUCGUUGUGUCUGUGGUUACUGGUGCAGAUGCCAAGAUCUCGCUUGCCUGGAAAUCCCAAACCGGUAAAUGCUAUACUUUUAUUUUUGAAACGAGAGUAGCCGGGAAUUUGGCGUCAUCCUCUCAACUAACCAGCCUCAAAACUAAAAGUAAUCGCCAUUUGGUUACUCGUGUUUGAUCGCGCUUAAAGUUUGCCUGUUUUCACCUUGAGUUCUUAUUGACUCUUCGUGAUCUAACUUAUGAUAAACUUGGUUUUGGCUUUGCGACACCCAGUAGUGAAGCAUACAAAGAAAAUUCUAUACAGCUUCAUAGAAGAAGAAUUGCUAAAUUAAUAUUUUUCUCUUAUUGCAUUUUACGAACUCCUUCGAGCUCUUUCUUAUGUUAAAUAUUUUCUUACAUACAUAUUUUGCUCCUAUGAGGUAUAUAAAAGGUUCGACUUUGACGACGAUUGUAGUGAUUAUGACGAUGAUGCUGCUGCUGAUGACAAGGAUGAUGAUGAUUAUCAUUAUUUUUAGAUAAAAAUCCUGUGUCUGAUCCAAUGACCACCGCUGAGCUGGCUGGGCUUGUCAUAGGAGUGAUACUAGCUGUAUUAAUAGCAACAGGGUUACUCUUUUGGUGUUACCGUGAAAGACAAAGGAAGCUUGGAGCUAAAGGACGUGUCUCUGGGUAUGUUGAUUUAUCGUCUGAUAAAUUUCAUUUUUUUUUUUUCAUAUUUUGCAUUCAUCUUUUACUCAUUUACUUUUCACCUUCGCAGUAAGAAUGCUCUAAUGAUUGAUCAUUGGGAGGUAGAUGGAGACUCAGUGACCCUGGAGGAGGAGCUUGGAGAGGGGGCCUUUGGAAAGGUGUACAAAGGGGUCCUCAAGGAAUCUACAUCACCAUCACGGAGACUCUCCAUCAUGCGUCCCAAACGCCCCAUGCGUAGAAACAUGCUCAAGCAAACGGAAGGACUUAUUGUGGCGGUUAAAAUGCUACAUGGUGAGUUGAAUUUAUGUAAUCUUCUCAUACAUAAACGCCUUACACUAAUCAAGAAAAAUAAUAUCACACCCUGCUGGAGGUGGAAAAUUAAGGCAAAGGUCGACUGAAAUUAUCAUUUUUCAUUACAGGAAUGACAGAUAACGAUCAGCGCAGAGAAUUUCUUGAGGAGAUACGGCUAAUGAAAGCCGUAGGAACGCACAAAAAUAUUGUUAACAUGCUGGGCUGUUGCACUGUGGAGGAACCAAUGUUUUUGCUUGUUGAAUAUAUUCCUCAUGGAGACCUUUUGCAUUACUUGCGAAAACGUCGAGGAAAGGUAUUCACCUUACGCGAUGUAGCAUCAAGAUAGAAAAAUAGCUCACUUGCACAAUCGUUUUUAAAUGAAACUGUGAACGAAUCCUGCGUCGAGGAUUCCGAGUCAUGUGGACACCCUUUUCGGUGUCAUUCCUCUACUGAAAGACGUGAGAUCAGAUAUCUCGAGUAAUAACUUGAGAUGGACUUCCUUACGAAUAAGGGAUAAUUUGCUGAGGGGGGACUUUAGUCAAGUUGAUCUUUUCUAAGUAAUCAAUUAGAAGAUUUUGUCUGUUUCAUUUCAAAAAAUGGCGAAUUUCGAAACAGUUAUGAAUCUAAAGAAAUGAAGAAAGAUGUUUUUCGUCUAAUAAAACAAAACGAACAAAACCCUUCCUUUCUUUCUGUAAUAAAUUUAUUCUGAUCUGUGUAUAUUAUUUAUGUGUAGUAAUGGAAAAUUAUUAGAAAGUCAACAGGAAAACAGCGGCAAUAAGGGUAACAGUAACAGCAAAGGUUUUACUGAAAAAGAGAGUAAAUGCAGCAAAGCCAAAAGAAAUGAAACGAUUCAGAUCUUAGUCAGCCCUUAGUUUUUGCCAGCGAGAGCUUUUUAAAUUUUCAAGCACCAAACUGAUCAGGUAAGAAGUAUGGACGGGAACAAGUGCUGGUUAAUUGCUUAACUGCGAUAUCUUUGUGACCAACUAAGGAUAACAAUCAAUUUCAUCCUCCUCCUUUUUUUGACUUCAACCUCUUCCGUUAUGUCCAUACCAUUUCCUUUCAGACCACAAGGAGUGACUGCAUUUAUGUUAACAACACUGAUGCACUAAAAGGUGACGAUGGAAAUAUUCAAAUUAUAUCAUUUACACAAUCUGCCAAAACAGAAGAGAGAGGGAGAGAAAAUACAAGAAUGGACAAAGAUGAAGUUCAUGAAGACGCUGAUGACGACGAGGAGACUCUAAGCCCAGGAGACCUUUUUAGCAUUUUCCUGGCAAAUCAGCGAAGGAAUGGUGAGACACUGAUUCGUUUGAAUCAACUCAGCAAUAACUUGAUGCUUACCUUGCGCAAGGCAUUAACAAUUGGCUAAAUUGUUCGGAAAGUCACAACAGUGAACAUCGGACUAUUCUCUUAAAAAAUAUCACACUAACCUUGAGUUAGCGAAGGAUUAAGUGAUAAUUUUGAAGAAGGUCACUAAUAGGCACAACAGGAUUUUCUAUCUUUAUUGCUUGACCCUGUAGUUGACUUGUUCUACGCAAAAAUGGACUAGCGUUCACGUGCUCGAGCGUGAGUUAUCCUAGAGAUUUCCUGGGUUUUCAAUUGUGAUUGAAUGUUGGGACGAGUGCGAAUCCACCAGCAGGUCGGGUACAAACCAAUACAAACUGGGUUAAAAUAUGCUGAGAGAUUGGUGUAGCCGUCCUAUCAUUAGAAGUACUACACUAGAAACGCAUGAAUUAAAUACCAUCCCCGAUAACAGAUCGAAAAUUGGAAGAGGAUAUGUGGAAUAAGCACUUAAGGUCAUCUGUAAGAAAAGUGUUGUAUCACAGCAGUAGUUUUUCUUGCUUCAGUUCUUAUUAUUCGCCAAAAAAUAUGGAGCUAGGUCAGGUUUAGUCUUUUUGAGUGAAUGCGUAUACUGGUAAAGAAUUCUUGUGAUGUUAGGUUGUUUCUGUCAUGGAUGAACUCUUCUAAAUUCUUAUUUUUGCUUUUACUCUUGCAGGAGUAUCUGGCAAGGAAAGGAUUCGUGCAUCGUGAUUUAGCGGCCCGCAACGUUCUUGUUGGUGAUAAUAAGAUAGCGAAGGUGGCAGAUUUUGGUCUGACUCGCCACGUUUAUGAAGAGAAGGUUUAUCAUGCAAAAAGGAACCGAAAACUUCCCUUGAAGUGGAUGUCAGUUGAGGCCAUCUUUGAUCAUACCUUCACAGCUCAGAGUGAUGUGUAAGUUAAAGUUUUGUUUAAAAUGGCUAUUAUUUUUAUAAGCUGUUCGUAAAAAUUUAGUGACUAUUGUUCAUCUUAUUUCAAUAACUAGGUGGGCUUUCGGCGUUCUCCUGUGGGAGCUGGUAACAUUAGGUAAGGAAAAGGUUUCCUCAAAUUCUUUUCGUUUAUUGAUCAAUACGUUAGUCCACAAAAGCUAGUUGUACGUAGUUUUUAAGCCAGUCCAAUCCAACGUAAAUAUGGAAGAAAGCCAAUAGGACCUCACAGUAAAUAGAUAUUCAUGACAUUACUGAAGAAAUUCCUUUGGCAUAGAUUAACGAUCGGUUGUUUCUCAGCAAUUGGCUGAGCAAGUUUUGUUCGUGAGUUUCUGAGGCCAUGGAGCACUGUAGCAAAACCAAAGCAAUAUCGUGUGUGGGCCGGACAUGUAAAGCGGCAAAAAGCAUUUAAGUAACACAAAAACAGCCUCUUAUACACAACGAGUUUAUUAAGAACGGAGAACUUCAUUAUUCACCGGCACAACAAACGAUGCCGACAUUCAUCUUGAAUUACAACCUUGUAGCAAGCCCUGCGAAACCUGCGAAACAUAACAAACAUUACCUUGCGAAGCAAAACUCUAAACAGAAACUAUCUAACAACUUACCAUGAUGAUGAAGGGACGGCAUAACCGAGAGAAAUCACAGUUUUAGCAUAUCAUAAACGAGGGCCUUACUACGUGCGAUUUAAAAGUGAACAAGCUACUGAAGCACUUUGGUCUUACGCGUACAACAGUGGAAUGGACUUAACAUUAACGACUUCUUGAGGAAAAGCCGCAACAGCGUUGUACUUGUUUGCGCAUUUUUACUUCAGUGACUAUACCAACUCAUUUUAUACUGAAAAUUUCUAAUGCGACCUCUUGCAGGCGGAACACCAUACCCUACAGUAAACAACAGAGAGUUGCUUCGUCUUCUCAAAGAUGGAUAUCGGAUGGAAAAGCCAGACAUCUGUAACGAUGAAAUGUAAGUAGCCAUGCAGGUUAUUUUUGUUUGACUUUAAAACAUUGAUAUCGCACAUAAAUCGAAAUUCCAGUAUUGAUAGCAUCGAAAGGGUCUCAGUUUGCAAGAAGACAGCAUGAUCUUUCUUUCACCUGGUUUAAUACCAGUUGACAAAGAAACGAAAAACAGUUUCUUCUUUAGCUGAGUUACGCUGGGCGAUGAAAUCAUUUCAAUGGCUCAAUUUAUGAUAUUACUUUGCUCUUACUGUAAUAUGAUUUUAAAUUACAACAAUUUUCAUUUAAUCAAAUUUAUAAAAUGCAAUGGAUGAGGAAUUAUCAGCAUCUGAAAAAACUCUGAAGCGACUAACACCCCUAAAUCGAACCACUACAGGUACAAAAUGAUGAGGGAAUGUUGGUUGGAAAAUCCCUUCGACCGACCAACUUUCACCCUAAUCCGAGAGAGACUGGAGGAGAUGAUGCAGAAAAACAACCCAUAUUUGGACCUCAGCGUCCUCGAUGAAUCUCAGGAUUGUUACAAUGUGCCGUCUUUUAACAGUUUAGUAGAUGAAUCUGAAGAUGAAGUGUUUGACAAAGAAGAAGGCUAUGAUUUACUUGAAGAGGACCAUAAGGAGAUAAUCAAUGACAAAGAUCAGCCUAUCAAGGACUCGAAUAAAAACGAAACUGCUCCUUCGCAAAAAUCUUCAAAGUUUCCAGGAGAGGAAGAAAAUGACGAGCCAGUUGAUGUAGACAAGAUUGACUUUAACAACAUUGCUUUUCAGAGUAAUGACUUAAAUAAUCUCAAGGAGGUAAAGGUAGAUUUUGACGCUCUUGAAAUGGCGCUGUAUCGCCAUAGCGGUAGGAGAUUUGUCUUUUAAGAAGAAAUGCUGAGCCAAUGGAACCCCGAGAAAAGAACUCAAGCUGAUUAAAAGUAAGAAAGAAUACAACAAGAAAUUUUAUAUCUAUCUUUAGAAUUAUAGUACCUAAAAUACUCCAUAUUUUGUUUCGUUUUCUCACGUCAUUGUGUUUUCGUCUAAGUAUUUAUCAGAGAAAAAUAUUUGCGAAAACCCUAAAUUGCAGUUUUCACUUAGGUUUUUUCACUUAUAUUUUUAAGUGGAUUUGCGACUUACAAGUUAAACCAAUACCCUUAAGACAACAGCAAUUUUUGCAUGAUCUUUGAGAAAACUGUACACAAAUACAGAAAAUCCUCUUUUUCAUAGUUGAAGUUAUUUAUGUUAAACUUUGAGAGAACAUUGCCGAAAGCACGAGGAAAAAAGUUCAAAAUUUGUCUAUGAUCGUACGUAGUAUAAUUAUAGUAGUCGUUCGAAGCUUAACAAAUAAACAGGCGGAUCUCGUUUUUAAUGCGGUUUUGUUUAAGCUCCUCUCUUUGCUCAGUAGCUACCAGCGAAUAGAUUGCGAGUAGCGUGGCCAAUCAGACCACAGCAUCUGCCAUAAACAAUUCGUAUUACACAGCAUUUAAUUUCAAUUUCUCUUUAUUUUUCGGCGCUAAAGAGGCAGAUGUUAGACAAACAGUUAUGAAUCCCAGUUUAAUUGGGAGUGGCGCUAGUGUUAAUUUUCAGCAAUAACAUUAGUCAUUACUUCACGGGUUUAUUACGAACCUACAAAAUGACUAGCUCUCAGUUCGCUUGUUAACUUAGAACACUAUACCAGUAUCAUAGAGGUCAUGGGUUCAAUUCCCGCAUACAGGCUUGAAAUUUUUCUUUUCAGGCUUUAUUUUUACCACUGCUAACGAAAUGUUCGUUACUGCGAAGAUCACUCUCAUGUUGAAAUAUUAUCAUCGUUAUCAUAAUUAUCGAUACCACUACCAUCGCACGAGAAAAUUAUACUACCAGAGCAAGAGAUUAUAAUCUCUUGUCCAGAGUUAUGAUGACAAAUUUAGGAAAACGAAAUUUAAAAUUGAAAUAAAUAGCAUAGCUAAACCAACCGUAUACCAGUAACGAGAAAAAGCUUUUGCAGUAAAUUUAGGCCAAAAUAUUCCUUUUGUAAUUAUCCAAUGAUGGAAAACCGAACGUAACCAGCAGGAUCUGGUUUUCUUUUAUAUUAAAUAAAUACCG
This is a messenger RNA of Pocillopora meandrina, 13432 nucleotides long. Lineage: Eukaryota; Metazoa; Cnidaria; Anthozoa; Scleractinia; Pocilloporidae. The record is from the annotation of a GenBank genome assembly.